Pseudovirgaria hyperparasitica is the source of this 710-nucleotide messenger RNA. RefSeq lists its product as uncharacterized. The transcript has a single exon. The coding region runs from base 90 to 590 and encodes 166 amino acids. Lineage: Eukaryota; Fungi; Ascomycota; Dothideomycetes; Acrospermales; Acrospermaceae. The record is from RefSeq and is a predicted model, not a curated record.
CCACCACCACCAUCGUCAUCCCGCGUAAUCUCAUAUGUAUACCAAGCCAACAAUAAUAACAAAAACAACAACUCCCUGUCCCAACAAACAUGACUACGCACCCCCUCCCCCCUUCUCUCAGUCCUUGCGGAGCAAGUACACGCGCCACCACACGUGUACACCCCCCAAACAACCAAAUACCCGCCACAACAUGCAUGACCCCAUCCACGGAGUAUACUUCCUUCUUCGAAUGUGUCUGUGUCUGUGUCUGUGUCUGUGGGGAAACCGGGAGCAAAGGGGGGGCAAAUAGGAACAAGGCUGCAAAAACAGACAGACAUCUCGGUUCUUGCAUCCCUCGUGAAGAGAAGAGCUCGACUUCUACUCGCGUGGCGAAGGGGGUCAGGGGGGUCAGGGGCAAAGUCACAUGCGGAGACAACGCGCACGGCUAUAUGAAAGAAAGAAGGGGAGAGGAGGACAAAAAGGGGGGGGGUUGCAAAAAAAACCAAACACAUCAGUCAUCCCCCGUGACACAUCUCGACCUCUUCUCGCGGUGCGCUCGAGCGUCAACGCACGACGGAAGUAGGUACGGACGGGUACGGCUACGGCUAUGAGAUGGAUGGAUGGAUGGGACGCAGGUACGUACGUACUAUACUGUCCUAUCCUGUCCCGCACAGGUACCGAGAACGAAAUUCGAUAUUGUAGUUUUAGGGUCCAUUUUCCGCCACGCAUGC